GUCCUCCCCACGCUGCCGAGUGUUUCUAAGGCAGAGUGUUUCUAAGGCCAAAUGGCUGCGCUUCCAAAGAGAUGGGCCUGGACGUUCCUGAAGGAAGGCAUCAAGUUCCGGGCUGGGAGGCUCUAUGAGACGUUUUGGAACUCACAGUCGAACGUCAAGUACACUGUAGUCUUUCUUUAUCCUGGAGCACUGUUUUGGGUCCGAUGGCGCGCCGAGACUCAGUAUAAGUACAAUGUCUUCAUCGCUGACAAGCAGGUCGAGCCAGAUCCGAGUGGAAGCAUGUUUUCGAGCUAUGAGAAAACCAAGAGCCUGGUCAGCUGGAAGAAUGGAUCAGUCUUUUAUUUUCCAGCGAUGGCCACCGUGCAGGACUUGAAGCAAAGCGUAUAUGGUGAUGCAUCGAAGGUGCCUUCUGGUGUCCGUGCUGGAUGUCAUGGACGCAUGAUGGAGGACACUGACAACCUUGCCUUGGCCGUGCGAACAUUUUGCAAGCGCGACCCCAAAAUUGUCCUGUGGGAGGAGGAAACUGAAAAGGUUGCGUAAGGAUCAUCAGGCAAAGAUGAGGAAGAAGAAGCAAAGGUGACCGAACAUCCAAGAGCUUGAAAGCUAGGGAUGGCACCUGUGCCUUUGUGCAAAAUCCAAAAGAACGGCGUUGACUCCGCAGGUUCAAUU
Molecule: messenger RNA, 669 nt
Organism: Cladocopium goreaui
Lineage: Eukaryota; Dinophyceae; Suessiales; Symbiodiniaceae
Source: the annotation of a GenBank genome assembly